AUGGACGUCGACGCGCAUCAACAGCCCUCGUCUCCCUCAGAUUCGACCCUUUCGUCACCUCUUUCCGUAUUGUCAAAAUCACCCUCGAUACCCUCAUCGCCAGAAGUCGCCCUCGACGCGUCAAAACGAUACCCCUCGCCCACCUCUUCAAUGCCUUCAGGCGCCCAGUCACCAAUCAAGCUCGAGGCCGCAGAUGACUCCGUACCCGUCAUCAAGCUCGAUAGCGCUGCCGAUUCCAUCAAUGUCAAUGCCAGCGAUGCUACUGAUGGCCAGCCUCCCCGAAAGCGGCGUAAAGUUACGCCUCCUAAAGAGCGCACUACAGAGUACCUCAACCUGGAAAACUGCAAAGAAGACGACGGAAACUUGGCGCGUCUAGUGUCCGCUCUCAAGAAACGGAAGAAGAUCGUCGUCAUCGCAGGCGCUGGAAUCUCUGUUUCGGCCGGCAUCCCCGACUUUCGAUCCAAGACUGGUCUCUUUGCGACACUGCCAAAUGAGCACAAGGUGAAAGGCUCAGGCAAGCACCUGUUCGACGCCUCUGUCUACAAACAUGACUCCUCUACCGAAAAAUUCCACAAAAUGAUUUGCGACCUGGCUACAAUGGCCGCCAAGCCCACUCACUUCCACCACCUCUUAGCGUCACUCGCCGCCGAAAACCGUCUCCUACGCCUCUACAGCCAGAACGUCGACUGUAUCGACACCAACAUGGAACCGUUGAAGACGAACGUUCCCCUGAACGUCAAGGGUCCUUGGCCCAAAACCAUUCAGCUGCACGGAAGCGUUGACCACAUGGUCUGCUCAAAGUGCAGUGACAUCAAGGCUCUGGAAACAGAGCUUUUCGUGGGCCACGAGGCUCCACUAUGCAAAACUUGCGAGGACCUCGACAUGGUUCGCACGCAGUAUGGCCAAAGACGAAGUCACGGUAUUGGUCGCCUGCGUCCCAGAAUGGUUCUUUACAAUGAAUUCAAUCCGGACGAAGAAGCCAUUGGUAAAGUGUCGAGUGUGGACCUAAAGUCGCGUCCCGACGCGGUCAUUGUUGUUGGCACCAGCCUCAAAAUUCCAGGCGUGCGGAGGCUUGUGAAGGAGCUGUGUCAGGUCACGCGUAGUCGCCGAGACGGAUUCACUGCAUGGAUCAACACGGACUCGGAGCCACAACACAACGACUUCAAAGACUGCUGGGACCUUGUCGUUCGCGGCAAGUGCGAUGACGUGGCUCACUGGGCUGCUCUACCCCGUUUCGACGUACCCCAAGGCGACCAGUCGGCCUAUCUCAGUGAGGGAGAGGAGCAGAGGCGCCAGGACAGACUUAGCAGGGAUAAUCUCGAGGUGCAGCUCAUUUCGCCGACGCCCGAUUCACCGACCAAGUCUACUUUAACCACUACGUCGGAUUCAAAGAAGCGGAAGCUCGUCGACCCUGUCCAGAGCAUCCCAACACCCACAGCCAGCCCGAAGAUCAAGGCUGUCGAGGCUGCGAAGAAGGGUAGCAAGGCGAAGCAAAGCAAGCUUUCGUUUGGUGGCCAGCAAGCUGCUACUCCCGGAAGCGACGCAACAGCCAAGAAGGUCAAGAAGCCGUCCGCGAAGAAGCCCCGGAAGGACAACAAGAAGGCCACGGUGCCCCCCAAGAACAGCGUUGCACAGACCUUCAAGACGCAGAAGAACCGCGAACUCGCCGAUAUGCCACAAGAGACCUUGGCUGGCAAAUUGGACAGCCAGCACUAUCUCAAAUAUGUUGAAGACAAGCUUCAGUCUCAGCUUCCACCAUUGCGACCGGCUCAAAAGCCUAUACAAAGUUUCGUCUACAAGCGCGCCGAGAACACCGACGAGGAGGCACAGAAGGAGGAUGUUUCAUCACCCGCGCGACCGUUUGAGAAGAUGUCGAGGCCGUCACUCGCUGAACGGCCAAAGUCUUCACCAAACACUGGAGACAGCAAUUAUUCUAAUAAGGGCAUGGGAGCUCCAUCCGUCCAUCCCUAUGCGCUAGAUAUAUCGGGCUCAGAUCCGUAUCUCCUGCUGAUGCGACCGAGCGUCCGUAGGUAUGACUGCCAGCACGGGUACAAUGCCCCAUCUCCAGUCUGCCACCACGCCGCCGCCGCGACCAACAAGGCUACGCGUACUCGCACCUAA
This is a messenger RNA of Colletotrichum scovillei, 2121 nucleotides long. RefSeq names its product Sir2 family protein. The record is from RefSeq and is a predicted model, not a curated record. Gene Ontology annotation, biological process: pericentric heterochromatin formation; replication-born double-strand break repair via sister chromatid exchange; negative regulation of transcription by RNA polymerase II. NCBI's taxonomy places the organism in Eukaryota, Fungi, Ascomycota, Sordariomycetes, Glomerellales, Glomerellaceae. The coding region runs from base 1 to 2121 and encodes 706 amino acids. Gene Ontology annotation, cellular component: mating-type region heterochromatin. The transcript is spliced from 3 exons. Gene Ontology annotation, molecular function: NAD+ binding; histone deacetylase activity, NAD-dependent.